Molecule: messenger RNA, 925 nt
Organism: Brassica napus (rape)
Lineage: Eukaryota; Viridiplantae; Streptophyta; Magnoliopsida; Brassicales; Brassicaceae
Product: ADP-ribosylation factor 1-like
Exons: 7
Coding region: 202-747 (181 amino acids)
Biological process (GO): vesicle-mediated transport; intracellular protein transport
Cellular component (GO): cytoplasm
Molecular function (GO): GTPase activity; GTP binding
Source: RefSeq, a predicted model, not a curated record
UUAUAUAAUAUUCGACGUAUUUUUAACGCUCAGUGGGUGGGAUAAUUAUAAGUAGAGAUUAUUUUUCGUUGUCUCUUAAAAAAAAAAAUCAAAUCGUGAAACGUUCGCAGGCCAUUUGCUUGGACGAACCAUCGGAAUCAGAGAGGGAGAGAGCUUAGAUCUCACGCGGCGUUGUUUCUUCGGUUUGGAUUUUAAAAUAAAAUGGGGCUGUCAUUUGGGAAGCUGUUCAGCAAGCUCUUUGCGAAGAAAGAGAUGCGUAUUCUCAUGGUUGGUCUCGACGCUGCUGGUAAGACCACCAUCCUCUACAAGCUCAAGCUUGGUGAGAUCGUGACAACCAUUCCCACCAUUGGUUUCAAUGUUGAGACUGUGGAAUACAAGAACAUUAGCUUCACCGUCUGGGAUGUCGGGGGUCAGGACAAGAUCCGUCCAUUGUGGAGGCACUACUUCCAGAACACGCAGGGGCUUAUCUUUGUUGUGGACAGCAACGAUCGCGACCGUGUUGUUGAAGCCAGGGACGAGCUUCACAGGAUGCUCAACGAGGAUGAAUUGAGGGAUGCAGUUCUGCUUGUUUUUGCUAACAAGCAAGAUCUUCCCAACGCUAUGAACGCUGCUGAGAUUACCGACAAGCUUGGUCUUCACUCUCUCCGCCAACGUCACUGGUACAUUCAGAGCACAUGUGCCACCUCUGGAGAAGGACUCUACGAGGGACUUGACUGGCUCUCCAACAACAUCGCUAACAAGGCGUAGAAGGGAGAUAGCGGGAUUCAUCUUUCUUUGCUUGUUUUGUUAUAUACAUCAGAGUAAGGGGUCUGUUUCUCUAGCACUACAAAACGAAACCAAGUUUUUAUUAUGUUAUACAUUCUUCUUCGUCUGUUGUUCUUCAACAAUUUAGUACUUUCCUUUAAUAAAUCAUAAGCCUUUUCUU